Molecule: messenger RNA, 1691 nt
Organism: Phanerochaete carnosa HHB-10118-sp
Lineage: Eukaryota; Fungi; Basidiomycota; Agaricomycetes; Polyporales; Phanerochaetaceae
Exons: 3
Coding region: 106-1533 (475 amino acids)
Biological process (GO): biosynthetic process
Molecular function (GO): pyridoxal phosphate binding; L-alanine:2-oxoglutarate transaminase activity
Source: RefSeq, a predicted model, not a curated record
AACGCACUCGCCUCGUUAUGUCCCGGCCGUACGCUUCUUAACCCCAGAUCCCUCCUUUCAAAUAACACCCGCCUGCUACUUUCUCCCCCACGUCUCUCACGAAAUAUGCACAAUCUCACCGUCGCCGACCUCAACCCCGCUGUACUCAACGUCCAGUAUGCCGUUCGUGGCGAGCUCGCCAUCAAGGCUGAAGACCUCCGCAACAAGCUCGAGGCUGGGCACGACCUGCCCUUCAAGCGAGUCAUCAACUCAAACAUUGGCAAUCCUCAGCAGAAGGGCCUUGACCAGCCCCCGCUUACCUUCACUCGCCAGGUCGCGGCGUUGAUGGAAUACCCUCCACUAAUCGACCUGGUGAAGGACAAGUGGCCCAGCGACGUCGUCGAUCGUGCGCGCGAGCUGCAAGAGGCGAUCGGCUCCAUCGGAGCGUACUCUCACAGCAAGGGUGUCCCCUACAUCCGCAAAAGCGUGGCCAAGUUCAUCGAGGAACGCGAUGGUUACCCAUCUGACCCUGAGGACAUCUUCCUCACUGCCGGCGCGUCCGCCGGUGUCUCGCUCCUUCUCAAUGUCCUCAUAACACCGCACCAAACCGGCAUUCUGAUACCCAUUCCUCAAUACCCCCUCUACACCGCUACCUUGGCUCAAUUCAGCGGUACUCCUCUGCCGUACCAUCUUUCAGAGCCCGAUGGGUGGUCCACGAGUUUGCACGAAGUCGAAGCUGCGAUCGAAGAAGGCACGAAGAAGGGCGUGAAGCCCCGUGCGCUGGUCAUCAUCAACCCCGGCAACCCCACCGGCUCGCUGCUCGACCUCGAGACGAUGGAGUCUGUCGUGCGUCUGUGCGAGAAGCACUCGCUAGUGCUGCUCGCGGACGAGGUGUACCAGUUCAACCUGCAUAGCCCGGAGACCCAUCCGUUCCACUCGUUUAAAUACGUCGUCCGCAAGCUCAACUCGCCCAUCCAGCUCGUAUCCUACCACAGCAUCUCCAAGGGUGUCAAGGGCGAGUGUGGCCGUCGCGGCGGCUAUUUCGAGUGCACAAACUUCGACGAGGACGUCAAGGCGGUCCUCUACAAAAUGGUCUCUGUCGGCCUCUGCCCGCCGCUUUCAGGUCAGAUAGGCGUCGACAGCAUGGUGCGCCCGCCGAAGUCCGGCCAGCCGUCGUACCCGCUCUACAAGCAGGAGACGGACGCGAUCCACAGCGCACUCGCCCAACGCACCAAGCUCAUGGCUGAGCGCCUCAACUCGCUGCCCGGCGUCUCGUGCGUCCAGUCCCCCGGCGCGCUUUAUCUCUACCCCAAGCUCGAGCUUCCUCAAAGCGUGGUUGACGCUGCGAACAAGAUUGGCAAGACGCCCGAUACGUUGUAUGCGCUCGAGCUUCUCGACGAGACGGGCAUCUGUGUCGUCCCCGGCUCCGGCUUCGGUCAGAAGGAAGGCGAGUCGCACUAUCGUCUCACUUGCCUCUGCCCUGGUGUGGAGGAGUACGUUACCGCCCUUGAAGAGUUCCACAAGAAGUUCAUUGCCAAGUACGGUGGCUUGUAAUCUGGGCUUCGUAUAGACACUGGGAGUAAUGGGAGUCGAGACAGCUGCAAAAAAGGUUCCAUUGGUAAUACGUAAUGUUGCAGAUUCUUGGUCAUCUUACGCGUAGCGUCGCAAAGUAGUGGGAAAUACGCACUAGUACAAUAAUAUUUGCAGUUUAG